AUGCCGUCGCUUCUUGUCCCCUUCAAACAGCUCAAACCCGGAUUUGAUCACUUUUAUCGUGGUUUUGUGCAGCGCUGCGGGAGCCACUGCGCAGAAGUGAAGCGGCGGCGUACAUCAAAGUCAAACAAAGGAGCUGACUGUGGUCGUCCACUAGAUGGGAUCAGAGUCUUGGAUUUAACCAGAGUUCUGGCCGGUCCUUUUGCCUCAAUGCUCCUGGGGGAUCUGGGAGCCGAAGUCAUCAAAGUGGAGAAACCAGGUUCUGGAGAUGACACCAGAGCCUGGGGUCCUCCAUUCAUGGGGACAGAGAGCGUCUACUUCCUCAGCGUCAACAGGAACAAGAAGAGCAUUGCAGUCGAUAUGAAGCAUCCUGAUGGAGCCAGAGUCCUCAGAGAGUUGGCCGCUGUGAGUGACGUACUGGUGGAGAACUUUCUCCCAGGUAAACUUUCUGAGUUUGGACUCGGGCCAGAGCAGCUGAGAGCGGAGAACCCAGAGCUGAUCUACUGUUCCAUCACAGGCUACGGUCAGAAUGGUCCGUCUUCUAGUCGUCCUGGUUACGACUCUAUCCUCUCAGCGGAGUCUGGGAUGAUGCAUAUCACAGGACCAGAGGGCGGGGAGCCGGUGCGCCCGGGUGUGGCCAUGACAGAUCUGGCCACUGGACUCUACGCUCACGGAUCCAUCAUGGCGGCCCUUCUACAGAAACAGAGGAGCGGAGUGGGGGCCCACAUUGAUUGCAACCUGCUGUCCUCCCAGGUGUCCUGUCUCAGUCACAUCGCUGCAAACUUUCUGAAUUCUGGAAAAGAAGGAAAACGCUGGGGAACGGCCCACGAGAGCAUUGUACCUUAUCAGGGCUUCAAGACGUCAGAUGGGCACAUCGUGGUCGCCGUGGGGAACGACACUCAAUUUGUGCAAGUUUGUGAGGUCCUUGGUCUGCCGGCUCUGGCUGAAGAUCCCAAAUACAAAACCAACAAGCUACGAGUCCAGAACCGGUCCCAGUUGCUGCCGCUGCUGUCGCUCCGGUUGGCAGAGGAGAGCACCUGUGAUUGGCUGCGAAGGUUUGAGGGAUCAGGUGUUCCGGUCGGACCAAUCAACAACCUGCAGCAGGUGUUCAGUGACGCCCAGGUGAAGCACAACGGCCUCCUGCAGCACAUCGAGCACCCCACAUCCGGAGCCUUGUGUGUCCCAGGGCCGGCCGUGCGCUUCAGCUCCUUCUUGCCGUUAGACCCCGCCCCCCCUCCUCUGAUUGGCCAGCAUACAGUCAGCGUUCUGACAGGAAGUCUGAACUACAGCGAACAGGAAGUGACGUCACUCAUGCAGAGCGGCGCCGUGGCCCAGUAUCCUGACAUCUGA
Knipowitschia caucasica is the source of this 1347-nucleotide messenger RNA. NCBI's taxonomy places the organism in Eukaryota, Metazoa, Chordata, Actinopteri, Gobiiformes, Gobiidae. The record is from the annotation of a GenBank genome assembly.